This is a messenger RNA of Cavenderia fasciculata, 1845 nucleotides long. RefSeq lists its product as uncharacterized. The transcript is spliced from 6 exons. The record is from RefSeq and is a predicted model, not a curated record. The coding region runs from base 1 to 1845 and encodes 614 amino acids. NCBI's taxonomy places the organism in Eukaryota, Evosea, Eumycetozoa, Acytosteliales, Cavenderiaceae. Gene Ontology annotation, molecular function: protein binding.
AUGUCUUUAACUACUACAACUACUACAACUAAAACAACAUUCCUAACAAUAUAUAGAACAACCUAUUUGAAACGAUUGAUAUUUGAUUAUAUUGCAGUAUUGACAAAACCAGAACAAGAGAGAUACAGCAAUGACAGUGGUAUCACUUACACCAAGGGAAGAGAUAUUAUCAAUCAAUCACGUUUAGUGAUGAUAUCAAGUUUUGCAAUGCCAUGGGACUUUAUCAAACACUAUCUACCACCAAGAGACAAUGUAUUGUUUGCAAGAAGAAUGGAUGUCAUCACUCGUUAUUGUGCACAUCCCAAUGCUACAAUCGAUACAUUCAACCGUUUGUUAGAGUGGACUCGAUACGAUUAUACAUACAGUGCCGAUUGGAUUAAAAGUUCAAGAUACUAUUUGUACAAGUUGGAGAGUAUUAGAAAUAUGGAGAUAUUAGAGUAUGUGGCUACUACGUCGGUGUGUGUCGAUCUGAAAAUAGUAGCUAAUCGAGUAGCACAACUUGGAAACAUGAAUAUUCUCAAACAACUCUCUUCAUCCUGGACAUAUAGUUGUAUGGACCUAGCUUCAUUUAGAGGUAACUUGGAAAUGGUUCAGUAUCUUUAUCAAAAUAGUACGGCUGGUUGUUCAAAAGGAGCUUUGGAUGGUGCUGCUUCAAAUGGUCAUUUAGAUGUAGUUAUGUUUCUACAUGCAAAUAGUACACAGGGAUGUACUGAAAGGGCAAUGACAAAGGCUGCAAUAGGUGGACAUUUGGAAGUGGUAAAGUUUCUUUAUUUUAAUCGAACUGAAGGUUGCUCUAAAAGUACAUUUAAUGAAGUUGUCGCAACUGGAAGAUUAGAUAUUAUAAAGUUCUUUCAUGAGAAUGGUAUUAAAGGAUGUACAAAAGAUGCAAUGACAAGGGCUGCGCGGUUGGGACACUUUGAUGUUGUAAAAUGGUUACAUUUUAAUAGAACCGAGGGGUGCACCCACCAUGCAAUGGAUUACGCAAAGUCAUUAGAGAUUCUACAAUUCCUGCAUCAGUGUAGGACUGAAGGUGCCACUUCAAAGGCAAUGGACUAUGCGGCUAACGUGGGGGCUUUGGAUAUCUUAAAAUUCCUCCAUUUCAAUCGAACCGAAGGUUGUACUACAAAUGCAGUUGAUAGAAUACAUGUUAGAGAUUCAAAUAUUCAUUUAAAUGUUUUAAAGUUUUUACGAGAAAAUAGAACAGAAGGAUGUACUAUAGAUGCAAUUGAUAGAAAUCUUAUGUCUUUAUCUGCAAAUCUAGAGAUCAUCAAAUACAUAAAUGAAAACUUUAAGAUGGGUAUUACAAGAGAGGCUGUUCAAAGAGCCGCAAUGAAUGGUCGAUUAGACAUGAUCGAAUAUUUUCAUCAGCAGUUUCCAGUGUCGGACAGUUUGUGGAAUGCAGGUAUAUUGAAUCACGCCGUCAUUAGUAAUAAUAUAGAUAUCGUUAAAUUCCUUCAUUACAAUCGUACAGAGGUUUGUGGUACAUCAGCGAUGGAUACUGCCGCUGAAAAGGGAAAUCUAGAUUUGGUUAAAUUCUUACAUGAGAAUCGUACAGAAGGAUGUACUGUUAGAGCUAUGACAUGUGCAGCACGUAAUUCACAUUUUGAAAUGGUCAAAUGGCUUCAUGAGAAUCGAACAGAGGGGUGUACGGCUGAAGCUCUUUUAGGUUGGAAUGAUAAUCAAAAGUUUAACCUUACUUUUGAGUAUAUCGUGGAACACAAACUUGUCAAUUUGUAUGAUCCAGACAUUUACAAUCGUGUCAUUAAUUUUUAUAGUGUCAAUGGGUACUAUGAAUUUUUGGAUUAUGUCCAGACUAAAUUCAAUCAAAAAGAAGUAGCCAUAUAG